UGAGCAAUGGCCGUGUUCAACGAAAGCCAUGCCACCCCCGCCUCCUUCAUCCUGCUGGGUAUCCCUGGCCUGGAAGCAUCUUACCACUGGCUCUCCAUCCCUCUCUCGUCGAUGUAUCUGAUGACGCUGCUGGGAAAUUGCACCAUCUUGUACACCGUCAAAACGGAGCAGAGCCUCCACAAGCCCAUGUACAUCUUCCUCUGCAUGCUGGCCGCCAUAGACCUGGUCUUGUCCACUUCCACCCUGCCCAAGGUACUCUGCAUCGUCUGGUUCCGAGCUGGUGAAAUAGAUUUCAAUGCCUGCAUGGUCCAGAUGUUCUUUAUCCAUUCCUUCUCCGUCAUGGAGUCAACUGUGCUCGUGGCGAUGGCCUUUGACCGCUACGUGGCUAUUUGCAACCCUUUGAGAUAUGACUCCAUACUAACCAACCCAUUGCUGGCCAAGAUUGGCUCAGUGGUGGUCCUGAGGGGCACGGUCUUCAUCACCCCGAUUAUCAUCUUGGCGGCACGUCUUCCAUACUGCAAGACCAACGUCAUUGUUCACACCUACUGUGAGCACAUGGCCGUGGUGAAGCUGGCGUGCUCAAGCAUCAUUGCCAACAUUGUGUACGGGCUUCUUGUGGCUCUCCUGGUGGUGGGAGUGGAUUUGCUGUUCAUCACCUUGUCCUACUGCAUGAUUGCCAGGGCGGUCAUGGCUCUGCCCUCAAGAGAUGCCCGCUACAAAGCCUUCAGCACCUGUGCGGCUCACGUCGUGGUGAUUCUGGUGUCCUACACCCCGGCUCUUUUCACCAUAUUAACCCACCGAUUUGGCCAUCAUGUGUUACCUCACGUUCACAUUCUCCUGGCCAACUUCUACCUCCUCUUUCCUCCCAUGCUGAAUCCCAUUGUGUAUGGGGUGAAGACCAAGGAGAUCCGUGACCGAGUGACCCACAUAGUUCUCAGGAGAAAGCGCCUUGCAUGA
Molecule: messenger RNA, 957 nt
Organism: Elgaria multicarinata webbii
Lineage: Eukaryota; Metazoa; Chordata; Lepidosauria; Squamata; Anguidae
Product: olfactory receptor 52P1-like
Exons: 1
Coding region: 7-957 (316 amino acids)
Biological process (GO): G protein-coupled receptor signaling pathway
Cellular component (GO): plasma membrane
Molecular function (GO): G protein-coupled receptor activity; olfactory receptor activity
Source: RefSeq, a predicted model, not a curated record